Molecule: messenger RNA, 5531 nt
Organism: Eleginops maclovinus (Patagonian blennie)
Lineage: Eukaryota; Metazoa; Chordata; Actinopteri; Perciformes; Eleginopidae
Gene: spns2
Product: SPNS lysolipid transporter 2, sphingosine-1-phosphate
Biological process (GO): sphingosine-1-phosphate receptor signaling pathway; lipid transport; transmembrane transport
Cellular component (GO): membrane
Molecular function (GO): transmembrane transporter activity; sphingolipid intramembrane carrier activity
Source: RefSeq, a predicted model, not a curated record
ACAGCCCGUCACUGCACACUGCUACAAAAAUAUGACCCCGAGAAUAGCGACUCCUGCGCUUCAACACUUAGGACAACACAUCGAAUAAUUCCAACAGAAAUCACAGACUACCGCUGAGUCUCAACUACUCCAUUUCUCUGUCUCUUUUUCCACCUUCUCUCUGCGCUGGAUCUUUCGAGCCAAGAAAUGUGUGUGGAGAGCGAUGGGUGCGAGAUUGAAGGCUGCAGCACUUUGGAUGAGGUGCGCACGCUGUCCGGCAGCAUGAGCCCCGCGCUGAAAUCCAACCCGGACCUCCACCCGUGCAAGCCCGGGCACAAAUUCCGCGCCGCGCUGCUCAAAUGCCGCUCACCGGCUGCUGCCGCCGGGAUCCUCACUUUUGGGAACGUCCUCAAUUACAUGGAUAGAUACACUGUAGUCGGUGUUCUGCUUGACAUCCAGCGGCAUUACGGAGUAUCAGACAGUGGAAUCGGCUUGUUGCAAACAGUCUUCAUCUGCAGCUUCAUGGUAGCGGCUCCCAUCUUCGGUUACCUGGGCGACCGCUUCAACAGAAAGGUCAUCCUGAGCUGUGGCAUUUUCUUCUGGUCCAUUGUUACUCUGUCCAGCUCCUUCAUCAGCAUAGAGUACUACUGGCUGUUUGUGCUCUCCAGAGGCCUGGUGGGUAUCGGAGAGUCCAGCUACUCCUCCAUCUCUCCCACCAUCAUAGGAGACCUGUUCACUAACAACAGCCGCACCAUGAUGCUCUCUGUCUUCUACCUGGCCAUCCCACUGGGAAGCGGGUUGGGCUACAUCCUGGGCUCCAGCGCCAAGGUGGCUGCGGGAGACUGGCACUGGGCACUGAGGGUGUCCCCAGCUUUAGGGAUCACUGCGGGAACCCUCAUCCUGCUCUUCGUGCCCGAGCCGAAGAGAGGCGCCCCAGACCAGAUGGGAUACAUCAAGACCCGCACUUCCUGGCUCUGUGACAUGAAGGCACUCGCCAAGAAUCGGAGCUAUGUGUCCUCCUUGGCAUCCUCCUCGGUGUCUUUUGCCACUGGUGCGUUUGGUAUGUGGAUCCCUGUGUACCUGGCCAGAGCUCAGGUCGUGCAGAAGACGGCAGAGCCCUGCACCACUAAAGAGAUCUGCAGCAGCACGGACAGCUUCAUCUUCGGGGCGAUCACCUGUGUGACGGGUCUCCUGGGCGUGGUCAUCGGGGCGGUCACCACUCGCCUUUUCCGCCAGAAGACAGAGCGAGCCGACCCGCUGGUGUGCGCUGUCAGCAUGCUGGGCUCGGCCAUCUUCAUCUGCCUCAUCUUUGUGGUGGCCAAGAAGAGCAUUAUAGGAGCCUAUGUUUGCAUCUUCAUAGGAGAGACGUUGCUUUUCCUGAACUGGGCCAUUACUGCAGACAUUUUAAUGUUUGUCGUCAUCCCCACGAGGAGAGCAACGGCGGUCGCCUUCCAGAGCUUCACCUCGCAUCUCCUGGGUGACGCAGGAAGUCCAUACCUGAUAGGCCUGAUCUCGGACGGCCUUCAGCAGACCUAUGCUACAUCAGCGCUUUGGCGGUUCCUCAGUCUAGGCUAUGCCCUCAUGCUCUGUCCCUUCAUCAUCGUCCUGGGGGGCAUGUUUUUCCUGGCCACUGCGCUGUUUUUCCUGGAUGACAGGGAGAAGGCCGACAAACAGUUGAGCCAGAUGACAAGACAACCCUCCACAGUCAAGGUGACUGCCAUAUGAGGAGCAACCAAGGAUGACAAAAUGGAGAUAACGCAAGGGGAGCUGAUCCACUUCUAUAAAUCACCUCCAUUUUCUCUUCGCCGCCACCAUAAUCAUCCUCCUCCUCUUGGCUCCUGCUGUUCUUCCUUCACCACACAGAGGCAGCUCAGAACUGGAACGAGGGAGCGUCUUGCCCCUCCUUGAAACGCCUCUAAAUCACAGGUCGGUGAGAUGGCGCACAGCGAUGCCCUAAAGCUGGCAGCCGACAGCUGGUGUCCUCCUCACCUCUGUGAGGACCCACUGAACCUUCCAGGGAGAAGGCGGGGUGGUGUAACUCCCUCAGUGACCCCUCCGACUCCCGAUGACAUACUACUGAAUGCUGACCAUGAACCUGCCCUGUCUCUCUCUAUGUAACUGUCUGUCUCAUCGGCUGUCAAUCUGCACCAAGUGCCAUAGCAUCAUACAUUCCUUCAGACUUUGCACUGACCACCAACUACCCUCAUGACUUCAUCACUGACUAUGUUUACAUGCACACUAUAAUUAAGUAGCCAUUUAUAUUUGCGAGACAGUAGAAGUAGUUGUUCACUGCUGUCAUAAAGCUCCAUUGGUGUCUCCUCUGCUCCAAUACAAAUAAUCAUCACUUAAUUCUGCCCAACGCUCAGAGCCUGUAAACAGACCGGCGCUUUAAAAUACAAUUUAUGUGGGGCAAGUGAUGCAACUCCUUUAAAGUAGCUGCAAGAAUAUAAUUCUCAAAGUGAUUUUCAACUGAUCAAAAGAGCUCCAAAAGUCAGAAUAUUCUGCAAAACUUAGCGGCAGUAUUACCAACAUGAACUUAAAUAAAGUGUUUACACGAUAAAUGCAGUAUUCUCAUAAUCGAUCAAAGUCAUAGCUGUGCAUGUAAACAUAGCAGUCAAACCCAGAGCCAAAAACCGUCUAAAGGUCAGUGAAUCAGCCUUAAAAAUUGGAGCGUUCCUAUCAGCAGCUGUUACCUUUUGACCCCUACAUGUGUUUGUAUUUUUAGCACUUACAUCAGAGUAGACGGUGCCAGAGAACAUGACAGAGAUGAAAGAUUUCUGCACAUCUUUUUUUUCACAAGUUUCCGUGUGGUUUUUAUUUUUUUCUGUGUGAUGUUGGAUUUGAAACUGGAGGUUACUGCCUAUGAUUGUUUCAGAAGGACCAUGAUGCAAUCGGGGCGAUUAAACAGACACUGGACUCUAUAUUUUAUAAUUUAUAAUGUACAUGCUUUCCCCAAAAGUAAAUGAAAUGUUACUCUUUUGACUUUUAAGGAGAAACACAGGUGUGUUUUUAUCUGUACAUUAGAAGCAAUACAAACCUUUUUUGAAGGAGCCAACCUUUUUAUUCACACUGCCUUAUCAGUGAGCUUGGUUUUCUCUUUAAGGAGAUUAGCUCUCUGAUGGUUGGUUUUGAAUUUCUGGACACAUCACCCACACAGAGACAGAAUGGCUUUUAAUGAUGGAUUCCAGUCCAGUCUACCCUGGUUACAAUACCAGGCAUUGUGAAAAGAGACUUUUCCCCCUCGCAAUUGUAGAUAUCCCAUUCCAUGAUCUAAAGAAAGGACCUUUGAGAAGAGCUGGAGCCAUGGUCAUCAAGUUAUUACUGAGAGACAUCAAAAUCCUAGACAGGAACAGGAAAUCCUUCAGGCCCAGGUUAGACUGAUGGCGAGCUCUUAUCUUAGAUAACGGAUAAGAGAGGAAUCCUUUAUGAAACCAGGCCAUCAUGUCCUCAGAUGUCAAAGCAGAGUCAACUUGAAAAUCUGAACCAGCAACAUGUUCUCACUCUCAACUUGUCAAAUACAGCAGUUCUGUCAGGGACCAUGGCAACACUUUUUAACGCACUGGCGUAUUCGCCCUUUAGCAUCAUUGUUCAACGUGCAGGGAAUUCCAAGAGAGUAAAAAGUGUGUCAUUAGUUACCAUUAGGUUUCAGUAGGUUAAAUUCUGGUUAGAUAAAUUCCGUUGCAUAACGCUACCAAAUGUUACUUUAUGCUGUUUGUCAACACAACUACUUUUGUCUAGGAAAGGAUUGCGUUUUGGGUUGCAAUAACUUCAUUAAUUCAGUAUAUUGAGUACGUGAUGGCAGAUAAGUCCGUUAGUUAAGUCUAAAUAAGUCAACUUUAAUUUCACACAAACAGCUAUCCCUGAAAGUCGUGUGUUUGGUUGACUCGUCGGCCCAACCUGACCAUCUCGAAACUUUUUGGGGGUAUAUAUUUGACAUCCCCCUUUACAUCCGUCAUUAUAACCACAGCCAAUAGAAGCAGCCCUGCAUCUGUAAAAAUUAUGCUUGAGGGAUCAGUAGUACCACUGACAGGCUGAACCUUUCGGACAAGUGGGGAGUGAGAAUGACAUAGAGAUCUAAUAAGAUUAAGUACACCAUCAGUAGAAUUUAGAUUUCAUCACUCAUUAUUACACCUAUUGCAUCAUAUUUGUAAUAACGCGAGUUUAAUGCUAAAUAUUACAAAGAAGAAAAAAGUCUGCUUUUGCUAGUUGCUUGUAUAUACAGUACAAAGAUGUAGGCAGAAGCUGAAGGAUCAUUUUGUUUUUCAUUACCUGGUGGAUACAAUUUAAUACAAACUUUGAAGCCACUAAUGGAGUCAAAGGUUUAAAAUCUGCUGCAUAAAGGGAAGAAAAAAGCACUUUGCAAGAAACACACAGAAGGAGGAGGAUGGAAUGACCUUAUCGGAGGAAUAAAAGGGAAACGUCGGGGUGGUUUUUGUAGCAUUGAUGUGUGAGCAUGACUCACCGGCUGUGUGCGGGGUGCUGUGUGGGCUGUGUCCUUGUUGCCAGAUCAUUAGCUUUAGCUUCUGUCCAACUGCGUGGAGCUUUCUGAAUGUGAUUCUGUCCAACCUGACGUGUUUACACACCUACACCUUCUUAAUGAACUAAGCUUCUUACCUUCCUAUUGUUGAUUUUUUCUUAAUGUUACCAAAUUAGUUGUUUUUUUUAUAACUACAAUAGAGAUAUAUAUCACGCAGCAACUUUAAUAUAUUGUAAAUGAUGGCUUGGAUGCAAUGUAUUUAUUUGUUUGUUACCAUAAUGAAGAAUAAUCUAUAAAGGGAAUUUAAGGUUUGAGUAUAUUACACGUUGUUGUAUGUCAUUGGGUUUAGAAAUGCUUGUUUGUUCAUUCUUUUGUAUCACAAUGAAACAACACAAUACCUUUUUACAUCACUAAGAUUCCUCCUGUUUACUGUGAUCAUGAAUUGGACAUCUCACGCAUUUUACACGCAAAAAGAAAUGUGAUGUGAUGCAUUUAGGACAACAUAUCGGUCUCAUGUUUAGGGUGCAAUACUUUUUUUGCAUUCAUUAUUGUAGCUCUUGUAAAUGUUUUCAACUGAUCAAACCAUUUUGCACACUUAAUGUUCAGGGAUUUAUUUGAACCAUAGCCUAGCAUCAACUCCACGGCCUUUAACACAGGUCUGUCUCUUCAUGCUCACAGUACAGCUAGUACUGACAUAUCGUCAUCAUGAGAAGGGACGUUGGCUCUGGUCAGAUGGGUCAUGAAUUGAGUUUCACUUUGCCAAAUUUUAGUUAAUUUAGCACCAAUCCUUUAGGAGUAUAAGUCCGUUGUAUUGAGUAAUUCUAUGUUAAUAAUCACUGCAGUGAUGUAUUGAGAAUGUGCUAUUUCUUGUCAUACAAGAAUCGUGUAUAAAGAAACCUAUUUCUGAUGUUGAGCAGAAAACAGAGGUUAUUUUUUAUUUUUAGAGCAAGUCAAUACAAGGGAUGUGUAGAAAAAUCAAAGGACAUUAUUCUAGAACUGAACUGUGAUGCUCCCUCGGGGGGUUGAUAGAACAUGUAUAUGUCUGUAAAUCAAAUAAACCUAUUUAAUCACUUCA